Molecule: messenger RNA, 1555 nt
Organism: Harpegnathos saltator (Jerdon's jumping ant)
Lineage: Eukaryota; Metazoa; Arthropoda; Insecta; Hymenoptera; Formicidae
Product: gustatory receptor for sugar taste 64f
Exons: 9
Coding region: 133-1539 (468 amino acids)
Biological process (GO): sensory perception of chemical stimulus; detection of chemical stimulus involved in sensory perception of taste
Cellular component (GO): membrane
Molecular function (GO): taste receptor activity
Source: RefSeq, a predicted model, not a curated record
CUCGAUCGAAGCGAAAGUUUCGCACUCAAGAUUUUUUAUAUCCAGCGCGCGUUAUUCUUUGCCGAAAGGAACGCUUUGUGUUUCUCACGACAUUCCCGUCGUGAAACCGCCACUUCCCCAAACGCGAAUGGUAUGAUGUUGAAAACGAAGAAGAUACUCAGCUCUGGUUCUAAGAGAAGUACGACUUGCCAGAAAAUCUGGCCGCUCUUGGUGCGCAGGAAGAAGAAGCUCAUGGAGCCCCGACUUACUGAAUUGCAUCCUGUGGACUCGCAGGGGGAACGACCAGUUCUUCGCAACGGCUUCCUCAGCGAGCACUCUUUGUCCACGAGCAACAAUGAUCCAGAGAGCUUCCAUUGCGCGAUAGCGCCUGUUUUAGUGCUGGCCCAAUUGUUCGGGAUCCUACCGGUGUCGGGAUUGCUCCAGCUGACUCCUUCCAAGCUGAGAUUCGCGAAAUUCUCACCUCGCACCGCUUACACCACCUUCAUAACGACGAUGGUGCUCGUAAUGGCGAUACUGUCGAAUAUUCACAUGAUAAGAACGCUAAACUCCACAACGUUCGAAGUGCAAGGGGGAAUCGCCGCUGCGACGGCGGGCGCGGUAUUUUACAGCAACAGCAUGAUAGGCUUGAUCAUAUUUUUCUGGCUGUCGCCGCGUUGGGUGAUUCUUCAACGCGACUGGAGGGUCAUGGAACAAUUCAUAGACAGCAAUAAAGCGACACGGCCGAAACUUCGCUGGAAGCUCUACGCGAUGAGCGUGACCAUCCUGCUCCUGGCCGUCAUCGAGCACGUCCUGAGCAUAGCGGUGAACUCUGAGAAGUACGAUUGGAGCGGUACAGCGAAUUCGACGUUUCAGAAUUUUCUCAACGUCUACUGCAACUCGUCCCACGCGUUUAUUCUAGAAACACUGAGAUACAACUUGGCGCUUGGUAUCUUCAUCUUUAUCGUCAGCAAACUGUCGACUUUCACGUGGAACUUCAUCGAUCUCUUUAUUAUGAUGGUAUCCACCGGCCUGGCCGAGAGGUAUAAAACGUUGAACAAGCAAGUCACGACUUCCGUGUCGAAGCAUCGAGCGAUAGACUGGAGUAGAGUUCGCGAGGAUUACGCCGCUCUCACUUGCAUGGUGAAAAAAGUGGACGCCGACAUCGCACCCAUAAUCCUCCUGUCCUUCGCCAACAACCUUUACUUCAUCUGCUUGCAGCUGCUCAACGGCUUGUCUCAGCCGGACGACAGUAGCCUCCUCAGCAAUAUCUACUUCUUCGGGUCCUUCGCAUUCUUGAUCGGCAGGACAAUUCUUGUCACUCUAUUCGCCUCCAGGGUCAACGAUCAAAGCAGAGUGGUGUUGCCGGCACUGUAUACCUGCUCAGCGUCCGCCUACAAUAUAGAGACUGAGAGGCUGAUGAUGCAAAUCACCACCGACGACGUCGCGCUCACGGGAAUGCGCUUCUUCUCCGUCACGCGGAAUUUCAUGUUAGCGGUGGCGGGUGCGAUUGUAACGUACGAAGUCGUAUUGCUGCAGUUCAACGUCUCGAUGAAGAAGUGAACACACAUCGAAAACA